AACGCAUUGGUAGAAGGGCUUUUCCGCUCACGUGUGUUCUCUAACUCCCAUUCCAGGAAUUUCAGACUUGCUUCAAUCAAAGUUGUAGUUCUAGAGACUCUACCGUAAUCAAUAGAAUUUAUAAGCGCUAGACUAGACAAAAAUUUGUUAAACUAAAACAGUAACACAAGUACUUAAUAAUAAACAAAGUCAUCGGAUUAUUGUAAUGAUGUCAGUGAGAGAUUGAGGUUAGUUAUUCUGUCAAUAAUACAAGUAUAUCAGUAACAACAAUUACUUGAAUUUUAAAUGACUACAACAAAUGUAAGGGCUAAAAAAUAAUCAUUUUAAAUAAUUAUAAAAAGAGAUGAGUAAAAAUAACAUAAAAAUGACUAUUUGGAAUAAAUUACGAAAUUCAUCCGGCUGGCGAAGUGGUGCUAAACAAAUGUCAAUUGAUGCAAUGAUACCAAUAAUUGCCGUUCCGGCAAUAACCAUUGUUGCUGCUCAAACUGUUUAUUUUACAGUGAUAACAUUUAUAACAACGCCAGUUAUUAUUUAUCACUUGGAUCACAACUUUCUGAGAUUUUUACCCAGGUCGAAAUUUUUUUUCAUGUGGACGAUCACCAGUGUCGUAAUGAUGUUGCUAGUUUUUGAAACGUGUGUUGUACCUCUAUUAGAAAUUUUACCAGAGGAGAAUUUAGUUUUUGUAGCCGGAGUUAUUGGAGGCUUUUUUUGUGGACACAAAACCAAGACAAAAGCCGAUUGUUUGGCUCAGGACGGAGCAGUAUUAGCGGUGGCUCAAGAAUUGGAGUUAGAAAAAGGUAUCAAUGGUGCUGAGGGUGAUGAAUUUUGCGUAACGUGUCGCAAAAAAGCACCACCACGUGCAUAUCAUUGUCGACUCUGCCAAACUUGUGUGCUAGGCAGAGAAUAUCAUUGCAAAUGGCUAAAUUGUUGCAUCGGAGCCAAUAAUUUAAAAUGGUACCUUGGAUGUUUAUUUUGUUCAACAUUGGCCUUUAUAUAUGGGUCUAAUCUCACGAUGACAAGUGUGUGUCAUCCUUUUAUUCUCAUUGGAACUCUUUUGCUGCCCGAUGAUUGCAGCGAUGUCUAUCAUCAACUAGACCUCGCACUCUGUUUUGUAUCUGCUGUCUACAGCCUGAUUGUCGGAUUAAUAGUUUUCAGUUAUUUAAUAUACCAUUUAUGGCUGAUAUAUUUGGGCACAACAGCAAACGAACGAAGACGUCUCACCUCAGCUGAUAGCCACUCAACAAAUUAUAGAUUACUCACAAGUAUUGCGCAACUAGUCUGUUAAUUAAUAGGAUUAAAAAUGCGGUUGUUAAUUACUUCUGCCGUUAAUGUUAAUUUAAGUAUUUUUGUAUUUUAUUGUGAUUAAAGUAUUUUACUUUUACUGUGAA
Cotesia glomerata is the source of this 1388-nucleotide messenger RNA. It is a transcript of the gene GABPI, whose product is annotated as palmitoyltransferase ZDHHC23-B. NCBI's taxonomy places the organism in Eukaryota, Metazoa, Arthropoda, Insecta, Hymenoptera, Braconidae. Gene Ontology annotation, molecular function: protein-cysteine S-palmitoyltransferase activity. The record is from RefSeq and is a predicted model, not a curated record. Gene Ontology annotation, cellular component: endoplasmic reticulum; Golgi apparatus. The coding region runs from base 344 to 1285 and encodes 313 amino acids. The transcript is spliced from 4 exons. Gene Ontology annotation, biological process: peptidyl-L-cysteine S-palmitoylation; protein targeting to membrane.